CUUCCCCACAUACCAGGAACAGAUGCUAUGGCGCAUGAGUGCCGUCGCUAUAACUUGCACACCCUGGCUUGCUUCCCUCACUGUAUAUCUCUUUUCCGUGCGGUAUACGCCGCCGGUGACCGUCACUGUGACGACCUGUGCAUUAUAUGUCGUGUUGUACGUCGUAGCACGUGCCAUCCUCUUGGUGUUUAUGUUUACCACUUUACGUGAUCUUCCUCCUGACGCAUACAAGGCGGUGUCAUGGACUAGUUUAGUGCCUCACUUAUAAUUCUUGAUUAUGGUACUCGUGAUACACUUCAUACUUUGUAAUGAUAUUCAGAUGCAGUAUUCUUA
Messenger RNA from Suillus subalutaceus, 333 nucleotides. RefSeq lists its product as uncharacterized. The record is from RefSeq and is a predicted model, not a curated record. Lineage: Eukaryota; Fungi; Basidiomycota; Agaricomycetes; Boletales; Suillaceae. The coding region runs from base 23 to 268 and encodes 81 amino acids. The transcript is spliced from 2 exons.